Messenger RNA from Oppiella nova, 826 nucleotides. The record is from the annotation of a GenBank genome assembly. NCBI's taxonomy places the organism in Eukaryota, Metazoa, Arthropoda, Arachnida, Sarcoptiformes, Oppiidae.
AUUUAUUAUGUAUAUUAUACAAUGUACAGUACAGUAUACUAAUGGGUAAUUGUCAUUGAACAUGGAUGAAACAGAAAUGGACACAGAAAAUACUGAUUUUAAUGACAAGGAAAAGGAGCGAUGUCUAAAUGAGGGACAAAAUUUAAUAAAAGUACGUUCACCCUAUGUAGUCGAAUAUUAUAACUCAUGGCUCAAACCCGGGUGCCUAUACAUUCAAAUGGAGCUAGGUCUCAACAGUCUCAUGGAUAUAUUGCUCAUUAAACCCACCAUAUUUACCAGAGACCCUGGUGCUCCCAUGAAUAUAUUUGAAUAUUUUGUAUCAUGCGAGAUUUUUCGCGAACUACUCGAGUGUGUCCAGUAUUUGCACGAAUUGGAGCCCCCGUUCAUACAUAGAGACUUAAAACCGGAAAAUAUAUUGAUUACUAAUACGGGUGACCAGGAUAGGUUCAUUAAGUUAUGUGAUUUUGGCCUGGCUACUGUCCAUGAUAAACGUAUCCACUAUAGGACUAUACAUAAACACUCAGCCGACGUUGGUGAUAUUAGAUAUAUCGCGCCCGAAGUGUCGCAAGGUCAAAAUAGCAUCUGGACAAAACGUCCAGAGUGCAAGGACAUUUUGCGAGAGUUCAACAAUUGGUCAAUUAUGCCUGACACAAUAACAAGUGAUAGUAAUUUUAAAGAGACCCUUGAAGGUGUAUGCAACUCGACAUUUUUCCAGGUGUUUGUGGACCUGAAGUACGCGUUGAAUAUAUCGCUGAAUAUGAUUGCAUUGAUCUCGACGUUGAUGAGUUUCGGUUAUAUCAUGGGAUCUAUGACUGUAGCUAAUUAA